Molecule: messenger RNA, 2388 nt
Organism: Nymphalis io (European peacock)
Lineage: Eukaryota; Metazoa; Arthropoda; Insecta; Lepidoptera; Nymphalidae
Product: sodium channel protein Nach-like
Exons: 7
Coding region: 41-1246 (401 amino acids)
Biological process (GO): sodium ion transmembrane transport
Cellular component (GO): membrane
Molecular function (GO): ligand-gated sodium channel activity
Source: RefSeq, a predicted model, not a curated record
CCUAUUCAGAUUAAUAUUACUUAUUAACUAAUUUAUUAAAAUGACAACAAUAUCUUGUAAAUCGCAUAUAAAAAACUACUGUUCAACAUGUUCAUUCGCAGGUGUUCGAUUUAUUGCUGAUGAUACAAAACAUUGGACAGAGAGAUGGCUGUGGAUAGCACUUGUAGCGCUAUCUUGGUAUGGUUCAGCGCUUCUUAUAAUCGCAGCUUGGAAUGCCUUUGUAACGAAUCCUAUAAGUUUCGGCGUAGAAACUACCUACACGGACUGGGACACGAGAUUACCAACAGUUGCAAUUUGUGAAUUGUCCAAUGAUGACAAAAUCUACAAUGUUUCGGAUACAAUAUGGACACCAAAGCAUCUCUUGGAUCUUGAAGAUGUCCUUAAAGAUAUUGCUUAUUUCCGCGGUGUCGCAUACAGUCUUCUUGAAGUGUGUUAUACAAAAAAAAUGUACGAUCCACGCUGUCCAUUAUCCAAUUAUAGUUACUAUGCUCAACUGAUACGAAGUUCAUGCCACGAAAUUUUAAAAAAUUGUUCUUACAACGAUAAGGAGUUUAAUUGCUGUGAAUAUUUCCAACCAAUAGAAACGGAUAUUGGCGUUUGCUACAUUAUAAACUCUAUACAGACAAAACGGCAAGUAACAGUAAGGAAUAUUGAAGACGAUCCGCUGGUGAUAAAAACUACACCACAACAACGGGCAUGUCGCUAUCACGACGAAAAUGAUGGUGGUCUCUACCCACACUACUCGUAUAGUGCUUGUAACGUUUUUUGUCGCAAACGGGCACAAAUGGAACUCUGCCAGUGCAACGACCAUUUUAUGCUUGGCACAACAGAAUCUGAACGAUGUAACAUCUCCGGUAUGUGGUGUCUCCACACACAUUCAAGUCACUUGACCACACUCAAACCUGCCUGGGCUAAGCGUCCCGGUCUCAGUUGCGAUUGCAUGCCGUCUUGUGAUGAAACUGAAGUUACUGUUAUAAAAGACGUUAUAACAUCACUUAAACCAAAAAAAAAGAAGACGUAUGUUGAAUUGAUGCUUGCAUAUUUGCCAACCGAGAGAUUUAAAAGAAACGUGGUAAGAAGUCAAUUGGACUUAGUUGUGUCUGUGGGUGGCACGGCGGGCUUGUUUGUCGGUGCCAGUUUGCUGAGCUUUGUUGAAUUAAUAUUCUUUUUCACAAUUCGUUUUAUCAGCGACCUUUGUAUGAAGAUACAUGAACGUGAACAAAUAAUACCUAUCUACCAAAAUUAAAACAAUCUCCAAAAUAAAAACGAAAAUGAAUUAUAAAUGCAAAAAUUAAUACAAUUUUUCACUUAAAAUCAUAACCAAUCAAAAUAAAACAUGCCAUUGUCUCAAGUGCAUUAAACAAAGACGGAGUGGGUUCCGCUGGUUUUUUUGUGGAUAUUUUUAGUGGUGAGUCUCACAUCCCUAACUCAUGUUGGGGAAACGCGUAUUUCUAGCGAAAAAAAGUGCAUUAAACAAAAAAAAAAUUAUAGACGAGUGUGUAAUCAAGACAUCUAUGACAUCAUUCCGUAUCAUUUACUACAUAGGAAAAGGGAACGACCUAUUUAGUAGACUGCGUGAAUAUCAUUAUACAGUCAUCACAACGAGUAACGACCCCACUUAUUAUAAUCAUAGAGCAAAUUGAAAUAAUGAAGAACUUCACCGAUUUCGGUCUUUGGUACUUUGCACAGACAAAAACCAACCAGGUAUUAUGGUGCACAAGUUGCACAUGUACACUCUGUAUUCCUCUAACUCUCAUAAUCUAACAGAACUGCACUCCAACUCCGGAUAGAGUUCAGUUGCAGUAUAACCAACAGCUUUACCUGACACGAGUAGCAGAAAAUCUGAAUUCAUUAAGUUCGGACAUAUAAGCUAUAUAAGGUAGACAUAAGACCAAAGAGACAAUUAACGAAGCAAAUAAAACAUACGUGUCCAAAAAUCUCUGGCCCCAUUCAUCACAGGAAACUAUGGUCAUAGUUACAGCUGUUGCAAGCGACAAAUCGAUGCCCUACAUCUUAAAGGGACCUGACACUACUCAAUGUAAUUAAAUUACAUUAUGCAGAAUCUAAAGAGCUUAUCCGAAUUUACGCUCUGACAUUUAUAGCAAAUUGUAUUCGCUUUCAAGUAUAGUAGGGAGACCAAUUCACAGGCCACUUAAAACAAACGAUUCCCUACAUCUUAUCAAUAUAUAUGUAGAUCAUACAGAGUCAAAAUUUAUUGGAAUUUACACACUGAAAUUGAUCGAAGGUUUUAUCUGAAUCGAGGUUGAUUUAUAUGGUAUCAUCGUAUUAACAGAUAUAUACAUAUAUAAAACAAAUAACAAUAAUUUUAAUUAUUAUCAACUAGCUACCCGUCCCGGCUCCGCAAAGGUAAUUUCGCAAUUCGGUAAG